AUGAGUGUUAAACAAUUGAUACUCGACGAAAUUGUAACCCCUGAAGCAGAUGAUAGCGAAUUAGAGGCGGUAAGAUCCGAUGAAGAUGAAAGCUUUAUGCAAUUGGACGGCGAUGCAUUUCGACUAGAUAAACCAAAUCCACAAAAUGAAAACAAUGGUAAAGCGCUUUUUGUGAAUGAUGACAGCCUCUCAAUGGACACCCCUGUGAAAUCUGGUACGGGACUGUUGCCAGAAAUCAGUCCCUCCAAACGCGUGCAGUUCAACGUUGACGGCAAUUUUGAAACGGGACAAGAAACAGAUGAUUUAUGGGAUUUCAAUACGUUGGUACAACAAGAGUUUAGACGUCGUUUACCUCAAAACUAUGAGGUGCGGGGCUGGAAAAAACCGUCAAGAAAUCUGGUAUCGAGUUUGGAAAGUAUCUUUGAAAGCAAUAUGGGAAUUGCCCUAGAACAAUGUUUUACCAAAUACGAAGGAGAAUGUGAGCGUGUAAUUUUGGACCGCAGUUUGCGUAGCAUUCAUGAGGAAAAAGAACAAAUGCUUUUUGAGCUGUUGGACCAGAUUAAACGCCGGAUUUCCAAAACCCGGUUUCCCUCACGCUGUGCAGAUCGUGAUUUGGACAUCGAGUACAUCUACGCCAAGCGACAAUUCAUGCAGAGCCGUUUUUCACAGGAGUCUGCACGGGUGGAGGCCUUACAGCUCCAGGUUCAAAGGGAACAGACUAAAUUGGAUGAAUUGAAAACGCUGCGUUCCAAGACAACUGAACGCAAUGCACGCAAAUUCAAACAGCUAACCGACCGGAUUUCCGCCAAUCUCCACCCGGCGCUCAGCAAAGCCAUGAUCAACUCCUUUGGAUUGCUCCGCGACGGUCAGGCCAACACUGAACGCUACCAACACGAUGUCGACGACCUUAAUCUUCGACUACAAGACGCAGAUUCUCCCGUUCCACCCUCACAAUUACAAGAUAAUUUGUCCGCAAUCAAAAACUAUCAAGAGGUCUUACAAAGUUUUAAAGAUAUUCAAACAGGUGCAUUGAAAGAUCCAGGCACAUGA
Messenger RNA from Lachancea lanzarotensis, 1050 nucleotides. It is a transcript of the gene OKP1, whose product is annotated as LALA0S06e03378g1_1. The record is from RefSeq and is a predicted model, not a curated record. Bases 1 to 1050 code for a protein of 349 amino acids. Lineage: Eukaryota; Fungi; Ascomycota; Saccharomycetes; Saccharomycetales; Saccharomycetaceae. The transcript has a single exon.